UUUAUUUGCAAUAAUUGUACAUUAAAAUCACGCGUCAAAUGCAUUAUUUAAAAAAGUGGUCGCGUCGUAAUCCUCAUCCUUGUUUCUAGUGCUGUUUCUUAUAAAAUAGUGCACACGCGCGAUGACUGUUGAUCGCCAUUGUGGCCAUUGUGCAGACUGAGCUCGCUGUUGACUUUGUUUUUGUUGUAGUGCGGCUGUUGUUGUUGUUGGUCAUCUACCGGUAAAACGUUUACAGGUUAUAAAGAAAAAUGAGUGGCGAGACUGAAAGUGAAAGCAAAGAGGCGCUACAGCUUAAGGAGGAAGAGCCGCAGGUGCAUACCGGCGCGGAGAAGGAGCAAGGGAAUAAAGAGAGGGAACAGCAGAAGGAGCAGCAACUUUCAGAGAAAGUAGUGGAGGCAGUAAAAGAGGACGAGGCUGGUAGUUCUAUUGAAGCCGAAAAGCACUCAAAGGAGGCAAAAAGUGAAGCGGAAACUAAAAGUGAGAGUAAACCUGAAGAGGGUGGUCAGUCAAAGGCCGAAAGCAGCCACUUUGCCGGCUAUGAGGAACAUAUUAGUUAUGCCGAGGAUGGUGCGGCCAUCUAUACAGAUCCCAGCACAAGGCAGAAGUACAAAUGGUGCGACAAAAUCAACAAUUGGACACCACUGAGUGGUGAUGCGGCGGCCAGCAGUACAGGAGAUCCCUUAGAGACCGAACACUACAAGUGGUGCAAAGAGACGCAGCAGUGGCUGCCCAAACAGCAGAGCUGUACCGAAACCGAAACUGAGCACUAUAAAUGGGAUGCAGUGCAGCAGAAGUGGCUGCCGAAACGACAAACAAGCAGUAAUGGUUCUGAUGAUGUCGUCUUUGGAGUGGAUGAGCAAGGCCAACGCAUCUAUACCGACAAAGAUGGUGUCGUCUUCUUCUGGGAUGCCAACAGAAGUGCCUGGUUUCCAAAAAUCGACGAUGAUUUCAUGGCGCGCUAUCAAAUGAGCUACGGUUUCAUAGACAACACCAGUGCGGGGGAGAAGGAACGCGCCGAACGUGAGGCAGCGGAGGCCAAGCGCAAGGAGGAAGAACUUAAGCGGAUGACUGCCGAAGCACAGGCCGCCAUGAUUGCUGCAGAUGCGGAUAAGCCAGAAGUGCCAACAGUGGGUAAUAAACGGAAGGCUCCGGAACCACCCAAAUGGUUCGAAGUGGAUCCCACCCAAAACACAAAAGUCUAUGUAUCCAAUUUGCCACUGGACAUCACCAUGGACGAGUUCGCAGAGCUGAUGGGCAAAUGUGGGAUGGUAAUGCGCGAUCCCCAGACCCAAAAGUACAAAUUGAAACUUUACACCGAAGCGGAUGGACAAAUCAAAGGUGAUGGACUGUGUGAUUACAUUAAGGUCGAAUCUGUUAAUUUGGCGCUAAAUAUUUUGGAUGAAUAUAAUUUGCGCGGGCAUAAGAUACGCGUACAACGGGCACAAUUUCAAAUGCGUGGGGAAUAUAAUCCUGCGCUCAAGCCCAAGCGAAAGAAGAAGGAUAAGGAAAAGUUGCAGAAAAUGAAAGAAAAACUCUUUGAUUGGCGUCCGGAUAAAAUGCGUGGCGAGCGUUCCAAAAACGAGAAAACUGUCAUCAUUAAGAACCUCUUUACGCCCGACUUGUUCGAGAAGGAAGUCGAACUUAUUUUGGAGUAUCAGAACAAUUUGCGGGAGGAGUGCACAAAGUGCGGAAUGGUGCGCAAGGUCGUUAUCUACGAUCGUCAUCCCGAGGGCGUUGCUCAGAUAAACAUGUCAUCGCCAGAGGAGGCCGAUCUAGUCAUACAAAUGAUGCAGGGACGGUUCUUUGGCAAACGGCAACUAACAGCCGAGCACUGGGAUGGCAAAACGAAAUACAAAAUUGAUGAAUCGGAGGCGGAAACACAACAGAGAUUAUCAAAAUGGGACUCGUACUUAACGACCGAAGAUACAGAAAAGUCGGAAAUAGAGAAUUUGCCGGAAUCAUCAGUAGAGAGUUCCAAAACUGAAUCUUAAAUGGAUUUUUAUUUUUAUAAACAUACAUACCUGCGAUCAUUAUCUCCACGAUCGAUGACUUCCAAAACCACUUCGUUGGCCAGCUGAUGUGGAUAGGUUGUGUUCCAGCGCGUAUAGAUCUUAUGCCGAUUCGCCUCGCUGACCUUUGGCAUUUUGUGCUGGCAUAUGAAACGGAAUUUAUCGGGACAAGCGCGUGCCGACCAGCGAUACUUAAUGCUCGGAUCGUACACAGCGCAAUGGCUAUCCUGCAGCUUGCUGUUGGAGAUAAGGUGCACAUAGCUAAAAUAGUCCUUUUUGAAAUCAAACAACGCAAGAAAUAAAAUGUAAAUGAAAUGAAAGUUCAA
Scaptodrosophila lebanonensis is the source of this 2335-nucleotide messenger RNA. It is a transcript of the gene barc, whose product is annotated as HIV Tat-specific factor 1. Gene Ontology annotation, molecular function: RNA binding. The record is from RefSeq and is a predicted model, not a curated record. NCBI's taxonomy places the organism in Eukaryota, Metazoa, Arthropoda, Insecta, Diptera, Drosophilidae. Gene Ontology annotation, biological process: mRNA splicing, via spliceosome. The transcript is spliced from 8 exons. Bases 249 to 1991 code for a protein of 580 amino acids. Gene Ontology annotation, cellular component: U2 snRNP; U2-type spliceosomal complex.